UUUCUCUCCGACGAUAUAAUCCCAAUUUCUCUCUCUCUCUCUCUCUCUCUCUCUCUCUCAUAUGACAGUGCCGCCAGUGAGAAGACGAAGGAGAGAUCUCAUCUUCUGAGCAGCGUCCGUCUUCAUCGUCGUCGGAGGUCAGCGGAGGUGCAAAAGAAAGCAAUGGAUCCGGACGGGUUGGCGAAGGCGUUCGUUGAGCACUACUACUCGACCUUUGAUACCAACCGGGGGGGCCUCGGUAGCCUCUACCAGGACGCCUCCAUGCUGACCUUCGAAGGCCAGAAGAUCCAGGGAUCCCAGAACAUCGUCACCAAGCUCACCACGCUCCCCUUCCAACAGUGCCAGCACUCCAUCAGCACCGUCGACUGCCAGCCCUCCGGCCCCGCCGGCGGCAUGCUCGUCUUCGUAAGCGGCAACCUCCAGCUCGCCGGCGAGCAGCACUCCCUCAAGUUCAGCCAGAUGUUCCAUUUGAUGCCAACGCCCCAGGGCAGCUUUUAUGUGCUAAAUGACAUUUUCCGGCUGAACUAUGCGUGAGGGAGCAGCACUGAAGCAUUCAUUCCAGCAAUCGGGGAAUACAUACGGGUUGAAUGGAGUCUAAAAGUCCAUACUUUUGGUCUAAAAGUCGAUACUUUUGGUUACAUUUUUUGAAUGUUGAAACACUUGGAAUGCACAAUGGGGUUCCUUAAUUUGCUUCUCUCCC
Molecule: messenger RNA, 700 nt
Organism: Punica granatum (pomegranate)
Lineage: Eukaryota; Viridiplantae; Streptophyta; Magnoliopsida; Myrtales; Lythraceae
Source: RefSeq, a predicted model, not a curated record